This is a messenger RNA of Lactuca sativa (garden lettuce), 762 nucleotides long. RefSeq lists its product as uncharacterized. Lineage: Eukaryota; Viridiplantae; Streptophyta; Magnoliopsida; Asterales; Asteraceae. The record is from RefSeq and is a predicted model, not a curated record.
AUGGCUAUGUUUUUACAUGUUAUAGGACACAAUGAACGUUUUCGAGCCGUUAAAGAAAGAUUUCAUCACUCCACACAAACGAUUCAUCAAUGUUUUCAUGAGGUCUUACGUGCAAUGAUGUGUUUUGCACGAGAAAUUAUAGUACCAACCUCGUCUAAUUCAACAACAAAUACCUCAGAACGACAUAGACGGCUAAUGCAAAUAUUUCCCGGAGCAAUAGGUGCACUAGAUGGAACACUUGUACAUGCAGUUGUGCCUGUUGAUCAACAAACUCGUUAUAGGGGAAGAGGAAAAGAUAAAUAUUACCUUUGUGAUGCCGCAUACACCAACACCCGUGGAUUUAUGGCUCCCUACCGCAAUACUAGGUAUUGGUUAGCUGAUUUUCGAAGAAACAGAGCUUUGACUAAGGAAGAAAUGUUCAAUCAUGCUCAUGCACAACUUAGAAAUUACAUUGAACGUGCUUAUGGUGUAUUGAAGGCGAGAUUUCCAAUUUUAAAACAAAUGGCUCCUUAUCCUUUUCCAGUGCAAAGAGACAUAGUCAUUUCUUGUGUUGCGGUCCAUAAUUUUAUAAGGAAAUACGAUAUUGAAGAUGAAUUAUUUACGAACUUUGAACAAAACACUAUGGUUAGUCAUAAUGUGGGUGGUGGAGGAAAUGAGGGUCAAAACAUAGAAGGCAUAGAAUGGGGUUCAGAAGCCGUUAACUAUAUGACUAAUUUGCGUGACCAGAUUGCUAAUCAGUUAUUUUCAAAUGGUUCACGCUAA